AUGGAUAUUACGGGUAGGGUGGUUCAGUGGGCAAUAGAGCUAUCCGAGUUCGACCUAAAGUACGAAACUUGGACAACAAUAAAAGCCCAAUGCCUCACCGACUUUGUAGCAGAAUAUGCAAGAGACCAAGAGGAAGAAUCUACUACAUGGGAGCUAUAUGUAGAUGGAUCCUCAAACAAAAUAGGAAGCGGUGCAUGCAUAAUAUUGGUCAACAAAGGGGAAAUACAAAUAGAAGUCUCCCUCAAAUUUGAAUUCCCGGCUUCCAAUAAUCAGGUAGAAUAUGAAGCCUUGAUUACAGGAUUAAAGCUGGCAGAAGAGGUCGGUGCUACAAAAGUAGUGAUAUUCAGUGACUCUCAGGUGGUGACCUCCCAAAUAAACGGAGAGUAUCAAGCUAAAGAUCCCAAUAUGAAGAGGUACCUGGACAAAAUCUUGGAACAUCUUAGGCACUUCGCAGAAAUCGAGGUCAAACACAUAACUCGGGAUCUCAACAGCAGAGCAGACGUCCUCUCCAAGUUAGCAAGUACCAAGCCAGGAGAAAAUAACAGAAGCCUGAUCCAAGAAACUCUCCAAGAACCCUCUGUGGAAAAAAUAGAGGCCAAGCAAGAUAUCCUUGAGGUCUUUGGAUUAGACCUCGGAUGGAUGAACCCUCUAAUCGAAUACCUAAAAUUCGACAUCCUACCCAAGGAGAAAAAAGAGGCUAAGAAAAUUCGGAGGGAAGCACAAAACUACACUUUGGUGAAAAACGUCCUCUAUAAAAGGGGAAUAUCAACAUUAUUAUUAAAGUGCGUCCCAACCUCAAGGACAAUAGAAGUCUUAGAAGAGGUCCGCAAUGGUAUCUGCAGAAAUCAUCUUGGAGCCAGGUCAUUAGCCAGAAAGGCCAUCCGAGCUGGGUUCUACUGGCCGACCUUGCAGAAAGAUGUCACAGAAUUCGUGAAGAAGUGCCAACCAUGCCAAAUGCAUGCAAACUUUCACGUCGCUCCCCCCGAGGAGCUCAUUAGUAUAACUUUUUCAUGGCCUUUUGCAAAGUGGGGAUUGGACUUGUUAGGGCCAUUUCUCCCGGCGCCUGGACAAGUAAAAUACCUGAUAGUGGGGGUAAACUACUUCACGAAGUAG
Molecule: messenger RNA, 1113 nt
Organism: Arachis duranensis
Lineage: Eukaryota; Viridiplantae; Streptophyta; Magnoliopsida; Fabales; Fabaceae
Exons: 1
Coding region: 1-1113 (370 amino acids)
Molecular function (GO): RNA-DNA hybrid ribonuclease activity; nucleic acid binding
Source: RefSeq, a predicted model, not a curated record